This is a messenger RNA of Peronospora matthiolae, 825 nucleotides long. Lineage: Eukaryota; Oomycota; Peronosporomycetes; Peronosporales; Peronosporaceae. The record is from the annotation of a GenBank genome assembly.
AUGUUCCGACGCAGUCGCCACCUCCUGCGCCUCUUGGCGCGUCGCCGCGUCGCGUUGCCCUCGACGUCUGUCCCUCGUUUACUGCACACGAGUGCUCUAUCAAGAUGCGCUGCCGUCUCUACAAAGUCCCGCGUCAGUCCGUUUCUGUUGCGUAGUGGCGCACUGCGCUCUAUGUUCAUCCAGACAGAGUCGACGCCGAACCCACAGAGUGUCAAGUUUCGGCCUGGACGCGUGGUACUGGACGACCGGUUCUCGACGGGAGUGGACUUUACGCCACGGUCGGAUGAGGUCCGUCGCUCGCCGUUGGCCAAGAAACUGUUCCAGAUUGAAGGGGUCACGCGCGUGUUUUUUGGCAAGGAUUUUAUCUCCAUUACCAAGACAGAAGAUGAGGAUUGGGACGCUCUGAAUGCGGACAUUUUUGCAACGAUUAUGGACUUUUUCGCGUCCGGCGAGGAUGUCAUGUCUGACGAGCCCAUGGUUACGGACACGACAAUUUUACCUGAAGACGACGAAGUGGUCGCUAUGAUCAAGGAGCUGUUGGAGCAGCGCAUUCGGCCUUCUGUGCAGGAUGACGGUGGUGACAUCUUCUACAAGGGUUUCGACGAACAUACGGGCAUGGUGAAGGUCCAGCUGGCAGGCUCGUGCGCAGGCUGCCCAAGCUCGUCGGUCACGCUCAAGCAUGGCGUGGAAAACAUGCUGAAGCACUAUAUUCCCGAAGUGCGUGGUAUCGAAGAGUGGGUUGACGAAGAGCUCAAUUCAGUGAAUGACGAAGAGUUUCGCACACUGGAAGAGAAGCUGCGCUCUGUUGGUAUUCCCAGCGAGUAA